AUGCAGUUAUCUGAAGUCGAUGUCUUCAAAUCAGCUGAAAAAUCGCCAAAGGUCAUUUCCAGGAACGAAAGCUAUAAGACGCUUUAUAAAGUGUGGAGCGGGUAUACAAAAUUCAUCAGAAGCAACAUAAACAAAGGAUUAAAUGUAAGUUGUGAAUUUGGUCGCUUUAUUUCCUCAGAGUCAUUAGGAGUCAUGUACCUUCCUUCGCCUAAAUUUAUCACUUCAGGGAACUUCACAUACAAGAACUUAGACUUGUUUUCCAAUGAAAGCAAAGAUAAACGAUUGGACCAACACAUAAGUUAUUCUGCAAUUGCAUAUGUAUGUGAUCUCAAUAGAGAUCAAGCCCAAAAGUGCAUGCAAGAAAUAGUGUCACAUAUAUUAGAGCUCGUUAGGCAAGGCAACUCAAUCAAACUUAAUUUUAAAAUUGGACUUAUGACACUGAGAGAUGGGCUGCUUGAUUGAAAACCUAUCAUUGAAAGAAAAAAUAAAGCAAAUUAUUCGCUAGAUAGCACAACCAGCAGAGAAAGCUCAGUUUUAACACCAAGAAGCAGCCGCUGCACUAAUAUUAGGCUUGGUUCUCUGUCAGUGCAUGCUUCAAACCCUAAUCCUAUUUAUCAAGGCCCUUCAAAGAAUUUAAAUAAUUAUUAUAGAGGCUUAAGUUAUAAACCUCAAAAUACAGUUCCUUUGCCAUGCGCAUUUUACACAGGAAAAAUCCAUCCUUUAUUCGAUUUUCGAACAAAAUACACAAGGAGACAGGCUUGCGAUCUAGCAAUUUCUCCUCAAGAUUUACUAGAUAUCCAUAGAGAACAAAUUAGAGAAAAGGCUAAAAAAUUAAAGGAAACCAAAGAAAUAAAAAAACUAGAAGAGGAUGGGUAUAUAAAGACGGUGACUGAUCAAAUGAAAAAGGAUAGAGAAGACAAAGAGUACAGCGACUAUAUAAAAAAAUCACUGUUUAUAGAAGAAAAUAACAGCUUAAUUGAAAGGAAAAAAGAAAGGAAAAAGCAGAUAAAGAAAGAAAGACUUGGUGAAACGUAUGAUUAUUUUCCGUUUACACAUGGAGAUCAAAUAGAAGCACAACAGAAAACACUUAAUUUAGCACUAAGAGAGGAUUUAAGAAAGCAUUCAGAUACGUUAAAUUCUACGUUUGCAGCGUUUUCAUCAAGCCCUCAGUCGCCCAGAGUGAGAAUUGAUAUCCCGAAAUUUAUGAUACCUGAUGAAUAUUCUCCAAGAUUUUUAAAAAAUUAUGAAAAAGAUCUAGCUAUGGAAAAUGCUUUGGAGAGGUAUGAACAAGAAUUGAUUGAAAAAGAAAAAAAUAAUGAAAAAUUGAUGAAAGAGAAGCUGGAACGAGAAAUUAUUGAUAAAAAGUAUCAGGAGGAUGUAGAAAUGAAGCACAGGAAAAAGCUGGAAAAGUAUAGAAAAAAAUUAGAAGAACAAAUUUCUGAAAAAAUAGAAAAAAAGCAGGAAGAAAAAAUAGAGAAAAUGUCACCGGUAAAGACGCAUUUUGGGCCUGAAGAAAGCAAAGAAGAUUUGGAAAAUGAAAUAAAAUUUAAAAUGGAUAGGGAAAGAGAAAAUAAAGAGUUUGUUGCAAAACAAAUGAUAGAAAAGUUGGAAGAAAGAAGGCAGCUCAAGGAAAGAGAUAGAGAAGAGGAUUACAUGAUCAGCAAAAACGUAGAAAAAAUUAUGUGUGAAGAAGAUGAUAAGAAUAAAGAAAAAAUAAAGAAAGGAAAAAAUUUUAAUAAAAAUGUGUGGCUUAAACAAAUCAAAUUGAAGGAGCUUGAAAAGUCUUUAGAUGCUGGAGCUGGAUUUUAA
Messenger RNA from Blepharisma stoltei, 1809 nucleotides. The record is from the annotation of a GenBank genome assembly. Lineage: Eukaryota; Ciliophora; Heterotrichea; Heterotrichida; Blepharismidae.